GCAAACACACUACCCGUCACAGGUGUUGAGAGACUCACCUGAGAAGGAGGUCCGGAUGGCUCGCACGGACCUUGGUCACCAUCACCGGUGGUUACCAGCAUCAGGGGUAAACGAAGAGGAGGAAGGGCUGUUGGCUGGGGACCUGGGCUGCGGUCCUGGUCGAACUCAGCUCCUCGACCAGUUGGCUAAAGAGGAAUACUACAGUAGUGUGAGGUUUGCCGUCGGCUACCAGGAGCUACAGGCACGCUGGUCGACGGACUGGGCUACUGAUGGAUUUAGGGUCAUGGACACCUCCCAGCCAUCCUCCAGAACGAAUACGUCGCACCUUUCACCACUUGAUGAGUCUCCAGUGGCUCCUUCCUGCCCCCUACAUGACGAUUCUCCUAAAGGGCAACAUUCAUUCCUCCAUUCACUUCAGAAGUCAUCCAAGGGGUCAUCGUCCUCGCGGGCUGACAUGCCGACAAGGAAACACUCCCUUCUUCUCCCCCUUCCCGAGUUUUCUGCAGCGUCCUCGUCAGGGUAUGUGGACGUGGGUGAUUCACGGUGGCGCCGCAGUAGAAGGUGGGGCUCCUCGACGGAUUGUUCUCCCCUGGGGACGCCAUCACCGCUCUUAUCAACAGCUCCUUCUCCCAUUGCUUCGUCCCCCUCCACUUCCCUCACCUCCUCCCCCAGACGGAUCAGGGCGCGUCAUAGAGACACUAUCGGGGUGUCGUCGUGUACGUCAUCGCCUGGAUGUGCAUUGUCGUCAGGGUCGUACUGCUGUGGGGACGACGAGGGUCCCAGCGAGGAGCUCCACGACGACCACAGCGCAGAGGGACGACGUGGAGGGCUGCUGGAGGCCAUACGACGUGUGUUACACAACCUAAGACGACGACCGCAACAACACACCACCACCCCCUUACACGGCCAGCAGGUGGCAGAGUUGGAGGCCGAGCUGGAGUCCUACAAACAGCUGAGUGUGGCCAAGAGACAGGCAGCAGACCUCCUCAAGCACCAGCUGAUGGAGGCGCUGUACGAGCAGGUGGUGAGGCAGGUGGAGGAGAAGCACCGCAGGAGACAGCUGGAGCAGGAACUGAUGGCCCUCGAGUUUGAGGUCCACCAGUUGAGGUCCACAACACGGCGUCAAGACUUCAACGACCUUGACACUCAGCUGCUGAAGGCUUUUUCAGAGAAACAGCUGAUACGACGUCAGCUGGGCUCACAACUGAUUCAUGAUGUCAGCCACCCGGGCCGUGACGUAAACCACCAUAGUCGUGACGUCACACCUCAGCUCGACGAUUGCUCUCGGCGAGUGAGAGUGACGCGGAAGAAUACACAGAGACGCUGCUCAUACUAAUGAGAAACAUAAGGCGCCGGAACAAGUAGUAUGCCAUUAGGAUGCACUUCUCAUCCUCUUUUAAAUGGAAACAAUUGAAUAUGCAUAUGCUUGAAAAUAAAAUAUCUUUUAUAGUUGUCAAUAAGAUAAAAACUAGCUUCCUGAGCAUGUUAAAGAUCUUAGUUGUUGAUGCACCUUAGUACUUAAUAAAAAUCUCGUUGGAGUUAUUUUAAAAAAUGCCAUUCAUUAGUGAAAAUUAUGAAAAAGCGCUGUGUGAAUUCUGACACAAAAAUAAAGUUAUAGGAAUAAUUUUUGUAAGUCAUAGAUCGUUAAUGUGAAAAGACUGGGUGUGUAUGUUGACAAUGAACUGAAGUUCUCGGGGCAUUGUGAGGUGAAUUUAAUAAUAAAGUUAUUAUAGUAAGUUGUCAGUUAUCGUAACGCUCUUCAAGGGUUACGUGCUUCCCCGUUUAGAGUACGGUCACCUAGUCUAGUCUCCGAGAUAUGCAAGAGGCUGUCAGUUGAUUGAAAAUGACCAAAGGAGGGCCACCAGACUGCUGCCUGUGCUAAGGUACUUCAAUUACCCAGAGAGAUUAGACCGCCUGCAAAGGCCUAGCUUAUGCAAUAGACGGGUAAGAGGUGACUUAAUUGAAGUUUACAAAGAUCUCAGAGGGCACUACUCAGACGAAUGUCCAUACUUGGAGAUGGCGGAAACCCGCACCACUAGAAGUCAGCUCAAGGUUGAACAAGCCACAAUUCUAGAAAAUUGUGAGGGCAAACUUUUUUGGAAUGAAUAUUGUAAACUCGUGGAAUAAUCUGCCAGAGUGAUGUGACAACACCGUGUGCGAGCUUUUUCAAGACCAGACUUGACCAACACUGGCGCAGGUACAGACUACAGAUACAUCCUGGAGUCUGGAGCCAGUAUACAUGCCUAGUACUUGCCAUCAUGGGUAACAAGGGACGUGACCAAGCGGCUAACGAGUCGAUCAGUGGCGAAGAGAAUAAAGGUAAAAAAAUAAAAAAAGUAAGGAGUUUAUAGACAUCAUCAAUAUAAACAAACUGGUCGCUACUACUGAGUCUCCGCCCGAGAUGUGUCUCUGUACUGUACACUAUUAAGUUUACAAUGUAUUCAACGCCUCUGUCACAGCAUAUUCAAGUUUACCGUGAUUGCAGGUAUGUCAGUGUAGAUAUACAGGGUAGUAUUAGUACAUUUGUGAGUCUAUAGUUCGAAUCUUAGACCUUGUAUAGGCUGAUGAUACGGUAGUGUUCAGUCAUCAGUUCUCGAACCCUUUGUCGAGAUAACAAAGCCACAUUUCGAAACAAUAAAACCUGAUUUUUCUGAAAAACAAAUUGAGUUAUAUUAAUUAUGAGUAUAAAUAUCUACAUAUUACUGAUCUCACAAAAAUUCAGGUGGUCUUUAGUUAUUUGUGUGUUGAUACAUUCAGGAAAUGAAACCCCGAGAUUUACGAAAUCCAACUGACUUUUUUGUAAAAAUCGUUAUACUGUAGUUAGGUACUGUUAACCAUAACUAGCAUAAGUAUCGUAAACUAUAAGAAAAAUCAGCCUUAGAUAUUCUCAGACAAGUUAGGCUUAUUAUUAAGUACGGGUUCGUUAUCUCAUCUGGGGAUGAGGGAGUCGGUAGUGCCUUCAGACCGAUUCAGAUAAAGGUACUGUUAACGGUAUAAUAUAUUGAACACUAUUGUGAAUGUUGACAAAAGUAACUCGGAUACGUUUAGAAUUUAGUGAGAGUUUGAUGUUAGCGAUGUGGAUACAGUAGGUGUUUUCGUGUAGCGGGUUCUAUACGAAACAUUUCACCUGAUUGUGUAAGUCUUGAUAAUGUUGUCUGGUCGCCAUUAAUGUUGACAGAUCAAAUCUAACCUAACUCAACUUGCCUAACUAAACUUAUCCCAUUUUUACUUAACCUAACUUACCAAACCUGAUUUAACCUAUCCAAAUUUAUGUCAACCUAACUUACCCACCUAAUCUAUCCUCACCAAAUCUAAGCUAACCUAACCAAACCAAAUCUAACCUACGAAAUCUAUCUAAUCUAUCCUAACCUAACCCAACCAACCAAACCUAUUCAAACAUGAGCAAACCUAACCAAACUUAACCUAGCCUAGCCUAAUCUAACCGGACCUAACCUAAACCUAAGCUAUCUAAAUCUAAAUUAAUCUUGCAUUCGUUAUCUACGUUAGGUUAAGUUAGGUUGGUUCACUUUAUCUGUCGUUAUAUUAAGGUACUUUCAUAAUACAAUAUCCUACUCGAAAUAUAUGAAGUUCUUUAUUGUUAAAUAUAUUUCACCUAAUUUAGUCCACGCACUGAAUUAUGUAGGUUUGUCUGUCUGUCUGUAGAUGUUACUAUGGAAAUCUUAAUGGAAUUUAGUAGAGUAGAUGGGAGUAUUUUUUAUUGCAGAACAAAUGAGUAUUAUUCAUGCCUUUUAAUUAAUAUACCCUUAAAAAUAUGUAUUCGGUAUAUUGGGUGAAUUAUUUUUAUUAAUAAAUCCACAAAAAAUA
Molecule: messenger RNA, 3825 nt
Organism: Homarus americanus (American lobster)
Lineage: Eukaryota; Metazoa; Arthropoda; Malacostraca; Decapoda; Nephropidae
Exons: 5
Coding region: 56-1336 (426 amino acids)
Source: RefSeq, a predicted model, not a curated record